AACUGAAUAAUGCAUCCACUGGUUAUUCUGCUAAUAUCAGCUCUUCCGGAAAUUACUGAAUCUACUCUAAGUUGUGGGGUAUCCGUAGGACCCUGUCUUGCCGGCGGCUCAUGUCCGUCGACAACUCAAACCUGCCUUGGUGGAAACGAAGGAGAGUGCUGUGAGAAUGCUGAUAUUCUCAGCGGUGGAACGACGGCUGCCCCAAUACAGGCCCCAACGCAGGCUCCAACACAGGCUGCAACCCCUACUUGUGUGGACCAAGUGAGCCCUCUGACGGGUGUAUCAGACUGUCCAAGGCUUUCAUAUCUUUGCACUAAUUCACUCUAUUAUACAUUAAUGACUCAGCAGUGUCCAUUAACAUGCAAUCGUUGUAACGGUGCAACACAACAAUCAGAUCCAAAUUGGGGUAUCGGACUGUCCGCAGAGAGCCUACCUUUGUAACAACGCGAUAUACCGAAG
Messenger RNA from Cylicocyclus nassatus, 459 nucleotides. The record is from the annotation of a GenBank genome assembly. NCBI's taxonomy places the organism in Eukaryota, Metazoa, Nematoda, Chromadorea, Rhabditida, Strongylidae.